This is a messenger RNA of Vitis riparia (riverbank grape), 1196 nucleotides long. RefSeq names its product ribosome biogenesis protein BRX1 homolog 2-like. Gene Ontology annotation, molecular function: rRNA binding. Lineage: Eukaryota; Viridiplantae; Streptophyta; Magnoliopsida; Vitales; Vitaceae. Gene Ontology annotation, cellular component: nucleolus. The transcript has 8 exons. Gene Ontology annotation, biological process: rRNA processing; ribosomal large subunit assembly. Bases 26 to 976 code for a protein of 316 amino acids. The record is from RefSeq and is a predicted model, not a curated record.
UGCCCUAGUCGAAGAGAAGGGAAAGAUGGGGAAGAAGCGAAAGCACAGCGAAGCCAAUGUUGCAGAGCCGCCGAAGAAGGAUUCCGACGCCCCGGAGAGGCCGAAACGGACGCUUCUCGGCUGGAAAGACCCCACCCUAACCGAAACUAAAGAAGCUGAAUCUUCUUCUCCCAUUUUCCGCAACAAAGAGAAGGUGUUGGUCACUUGCUCUCGCCGCAUCAGCUACAGGUAUCGCCAUUUGAUGCUGAGUAUAGUUUCGCUUCUCCCUCAUGCCAAGAAGGACAACAAGGUGGAGUCCAAGGAGAGUAAAGGCGCCACUUUGAAUGAGCUCGUUGAGCUCAAGAAUUGUUCUUCCUGUUUGUUUUUUGAGUGCAGGAAACAGAAAGAUCUAUAUUUAUGGAUGGCCAAAUGCCCCAAUGGUCCAUCUGUAAAAUUUAUGGUUGAUGCUGUGCACACAAUGGAAGAGUUGAAGCUUACUGGGAAUCAUCUAAAAGGAUCACGUCCUCUUUUGACUUUCUCAACUAAUUUUAAUAAGGACCCCCACUGGAAACUUCUCAAGGAGAUGAUCACACAGAUAUUUGGAACUCCGAAGGAGCACAGGAAAGCUAAACCUUAUCAUGAUCAUGUCUUUGCUUUCUCACUUGCUGAUGAUCAUAUAUGGUUCCGGAACUACCAGAUUUCUGUUCCUCAUAACGAAUCUGACAAAGUGGAUCGAGGAGGCCUAGAUAAAAUUACCCUGGUUGAGGUUGGUCCAAGAUUUUGUUUGAAUCCCAUCAAGAUAUUUGGUGGCAGCUUUGGAGGCCCAACAUUAUAUGAGAAUCCAUUUUACAUAUCACCAAAUGAGAUUCGAGCACUAAAGAAGAGGAAGGCGGCUGGCAAGUAUGCAAAGAAAGUGAAAGCCAAGACAAGGAGGAAGAUGCAUGAGUUGGAAAAUCCAUUAGAAGCUGAUGAGUUUGCAGAUAUGUGGAAGGAAUAGGAAGUUGCCUUAUCCAUUGUUUUUCUUUUUAACAGAGUAAUCAUAGUCGCAAACUUAACAACUCAAGCCGAGCAAGAAAGAGAAUAGUUUUGAAUCAUGCUUUUGGGUAUUAUUUUUGGAUCAUGCCUUUUGGAUAAUGCGAUUUUGUGUUGAGAAGUUAAAUAUUGAUAAUGUGUUCAGAAACUAAAUACUUGAGUAAAUUCCUCUCCCUCUCUGGUUC